Meriones unguiculatus (Mongolian gerbil) is the source of this 674-nucleotide messenger RNA. It is a transcript of the gene Fam174c, whose product is annotated as family with sequence similarity 174 member C. Bases 35 to 355 code for a protein of 106 amino acids. Gene Ontology annotation, cellular component: extracellular region. Lineage: Eukaryota; Metazoa; Chordata; Mammalia; Rodentia; Muridae. The transcript is spliced from 3 exons. The record is from RefSeq and is a predicted model, not a curated record.
GGCGGGGCCUCCGCACUUCCUCCUUGGCUCCGGCAUGGCGCCGCGCACGAUGCUGUUGCUGCUGCUGCUCCCGUGCGCCACCCCGGGAUCCGCCGAGAACUCCAGCCUGCCAGCCGCACCUUACAACUACACGAGCGGGGGGCUCCGGGACACGGGCUCCGCGCUGCUUCGCCUGUUCUACGUAGUCAGCGGGCUCUGCGGCCUGAUCUCGCUUUACUUCCUCAUCCGGGCUUUUAGACUCAAGAAGCCACAGCGAAAGAGGUAUGGACUCCUGACCAACACAGAGGAGCACGAAGAGAUGGCGUCUCUGGACAGCGAGGAAGAGACUGUCUUUGAAACCAGGAAUCUGAGAUGAUGUUGAGGUGGGGAUGGCAGGCCGCAAGGACGAGAAAGUAGUUUGCAGGCUCUGAUGUCAGCCUUCCUGGAGGGAGCCUGCACAGCCCCUGGGAGGGUGCGUGGACCAGGACAGCACAGAGACCUCGCUGAGACCGGCCCACAGACCUGAGGCCCCCCAAGGCCGGGCUGAUUUGUGCUGAGCUGCCACCCUGCCCCCCGGAAGGAACAAGGCAACCCAACGACAAGAUGUGAUGGAGCAGACGGACUUUGGGAUAUUCAUGUACACCUUCCUACUGUUUGGGGGACAAUAAAUGAAGCUGCUGUGGCUUUGUAGCUCA